Sardina pilchardus (European sardine) is the source of this 1305-nucleotide messenger RNA. RefSeq names its product keratinocyte-associated protein 3. The coding region runs from base 131 to 784 and encodes 217 amino acids. The transcript has 7 exons. Lineage: Eukaryota; Metazoa; Chordata; Actinopteri; Clupeiformes; Clupeidae. The record is from RefSeq and is a predicted model, not a curated record.
GUGACGUCACACGGAUGGUAACUCUAGGAAGGAGGCACACACGUACAGAUUUUUAACAAGGUUUUUAUGGGAUUAAAAACUACAUCCGACACAUUGAACGGCCCUGCGGUGAUUUAAGAACGUUUUAGGCAUGUGUGGCUUUGAUAAAGAGAAGGGCCCGGGUUGGCUCAUGAAGAAGGGUCUUAUUCUCAUCCUGGUGGGCCACGUCAACUUCAUCCUGGGAGCCAUCGUGCAUGGCAGCGUCCUGCGGCACAUCUCCAAGCCCAACAACGAGAUCACCACGGAAUUUACCGCAGCCAACAUCAUAUCCGUGACCUCAGCAUUGCUGAGCAUCGUCUCUGGAAUCAUUGCGAUAUUGGUGUCAAGAAAUCUGCCAGUUUGGAGACUGCACAUAGGUCUGGUGGUGUGCUCCCUGCUGAAUGCGCUGCUGUCGGCGGCGUGCUGUGUGGGGCUGCUGACGGCCAUCGGCGUGACGGUGGCAGGAGACGGAGCCGGCCUGAUGAAGGGCUGCAACACCAGCGACGUGCCCAUCAACGCCCGCCAGCCCAUCUUUGUGAAAUGCCCCUUCGACACCACACGCAUCUAUGACACCACCAUGGCCCUCUGGUUCCCCAUCCUGUUCCUGGCGGCUCUGGAGGUCGCCCUGUCCAUCUGGUGCUUCGUCAUCGGACUGACCCUCAGAGGCGUCGGGCCCUGCGCUCGCAAAUACAGACUACAGCAUGGGGAGGAGGCCCAGGCUUUGGCGUCCAGGAGAAAACGAGAGGACGCCGCCGCCCAGCUGUAGACAACGACCCUGGACAAUGGGCACGAGUGGAAUGACGAUGAGGAAACUAGUCCUGACUACUCCACACACCCUGGAUUUACCAUCCUGGCAUUCGUAUGAAGUGUUUAUAGUCUCAAUGCUAAGAGAGAUUCUCCUACUGUCUCAGAAGUGCCAUCACAUUUCAAAACAUUUUAUGACAAUAUUUGUAUUAUCUGCAGAAGAAAUGUCUAUUAUAAUAGCAGUUUUGUAUUAAUGUGCUCAUCUGGGACAAGAUGUGCCAUAUUACUCAGCGGAAGCUUGCCUGCCUCUCAGUAAGGGGGUGAUGUAUUAAGUAGCACGCAAGAGCUCAAGAGUCCCUAAAACUACCUAAUUCAACUGUUGAUCCCAAAACACUCCACUGUCCUGAAACAUUUUCUUAAGUCAAGUUAACGGACAGCUGUUUGUCUGACCACUCUGCGCAUGGCCAGAUUUGCCUCCUGAGGUUUAAAGUGCAUUAAAUCAGCCCUGUGCUGUGCAUCAGUGGUGAUACGGGGCAAGAGAGA